This is a messenger RNA of Closterium sp. NIES-65, 273 nucleotides long. Lineage: Eukaryota; Viridiplantae; Streptophyta; Zygnematophyceae; Desmidiales; Closteriaceae. The record is from the annotation of a GenBank genome assembly.
AUGCAGUGCGCGGGCGAGCGCGGGGUCUCAGCGAGCGUGCAGAGGGGGGACUUGGUCUGGGGGGGAAAGAGCCAGAGUGUGCAGUGGAAGCACGGCGUCACCCCCGGGAUGAUCACCCUUGCGUGCCCCUUAAAGCCCUCCGUGCCGCCCUCCACCAUCGGGCGAAUUGAGGUUAAGUCUAACUUGCCCUCGGGGAAAUACUCUCGUGGCGCGGAGGGUGGAGAAACGGGUGGAGCAGGAGGGGUGGAGGAGGGAGGAGGAGGCACAAGGUAG